Cyprinus carpio (common carp) is the source of this 1897-nucleotide messenger RNA. RefSeq lists its product as uncharacterized. The record is from RefSeq and is a predicted model, not a curated record. Lineage: Eukaryota; Metazoa; Chordata; Actinopteri; Cypriniformes; Cyprinidae.
ACUGCAAAAAAAAACGGAUAAUUUUUGGACUAAACCAGCUGCCGUAGUCAGCUGCGCUGUGCAUUAUGGGAUGAGGAAGUGUUUGUUGACAGUUUGCACUUUAGCAUGGCAGCUCAUGGACAAACUUGGAGUAGUGAGGAGGUGCGGAGCCUCAUAGAAAUUUGGUCUGAUGACCAUAUUAGGUCCCAACUUUCGAAAACUCACAAGAACAGCGCGAUCUUCUCAUUGUUUAGCAAACAACUCAGGGAAAGGGGGUUUGAUAGAUCCGUGGAACAAUGCCGGGUUAAGGCAAAGAAGCUCUGCCAGCAGUACAUCCAAGUUCGGGAUGCACUUAAUAAAACAGGCAGCUCGGUGGGAGAUUCAAGCAACAUAUCCUCUGAUGCAGAUGUCACAAACACCGUUGCUGAUGCAGGAGUGUCUGAAGAUCCAGGUACAGAGAGCAGUGCCAAUGAAGAAGCCAUCAUAGGAUGGAGACUACCCAUUCCUGGAGCCAAAGCUCGAAAAAGAAAGCUAAAGUCUUGCAAAGCUGAUGUUGACAUCCAGGCAUACAUGAUGGACAACAGAAUGAUGCUGACAGAAUUGCAUAGAGCUGAACAGAGCCAAGUGGCUCAAGAGGCUGCCUGUUUUGAGAGAAUAUUGAAGGCACAACAGGAGGCUGAGGAGAGAAGAUUCCAGAAGAUGCAGGCACAGCAACAGGCCACUAACCAGAUGUUUCUGCAACUAAUGGGCACUCUAGCAAGUGCGCUGAAUCCUGGUCAGCCCCCACCUCAUUCCACAACAGUGCCAGCCUGGACCACAACACCCCCACCAACAUCAAUCCCUAGUGCUUGGUCCUUGCCCCACCUGUUUCAGCCAACUGCCCUGCUGCCAAUGAAUAAUCCACAUCACCACCGGCAAUCAGAAUCUCCAUCCAACCAAGAUGAACAUCCUAGCACUUCAUCCAUUAUACAUGAUAUUAAUAGUACACACUACUACAACAUGUAGUUUUUUUGCUUGUUUUUGCAAUCUAGGAAAGGCUUUGUUUGUGUAGGCCUUUAAUGUGCAGUCAUUUUGCUCUUUAAAUUGUUCUGUUUAGUGUUCUGAAGAAUAUACUCCAGCAGAAAUGACUACCCUGUGUGUGUUUACAUUUCCCAGAAAUAUGCUACCUCAUUUUCAUUAUUAGUAUUUUUUUUUUUUUUUUUACUUUUGGAAUACACAAGGAUAUAUAAUAUAAAGUAAAAAGAGGACUUUUUUGGCACAACACACAGCCAUUUUUAAUAAAUGGCUUAAAUGUUUAACUGUAAAACAUGUUUAUUUUCCAAUCAUAAUGUUUUUGUAGCCAACAUUUAUGGAAAGUUUCAUUUGUCUGAAGUUAAACAGGCAAGUUUGGUGUUAAGAAUGUUCCAUAUUUUUAGUGUAUUUACGUGUAGCAGCAACUGCUAGCAAGCAGUUGAAGGACUAGCUGGAGGCAAAUCUCCCUAAGACCACCACUUACGCACUGAAAUAAUGGCAUAGUGCCUUUAGCUUAUGGUGUUUGUGUGGUCACUCAUGGGAGAUCGAGGUUCAAAUUACAUGCACUAUGUUACCUAAUUUUUCAAGGUUUUCUUUUCAAAAGUUUAUUGUAAUUUCAGACAAUGUACCAGACACAUAACACUGUAAAAAAAAAAAAAAAAAUACAUUUUACUUUCAAAAUGGAGAAAAAUAUGUUCAGAUGUGUCAACUUUACAUUUGUUACAAAUUAAAACAGAAAUCAUUUUAGAGCAAAAGUAUUUCCAUUCCAUCCAUUUUAAAUCAGACAAAAUAAGUUUAGUAUAUGGUGGUUCCUUAUACCAGCACAUGAACAUAAAUGCUAACAGAUGAACUCAUCAAGAAAUAACAGCAGAAUUUUAUUUGAAUACAUACUGAAUACUGAACAGUA